Molecule: messenger RNA, 1937 nt
Organism: Epinephelus moara (kelp grouper)
Lineage: Eukaryota; Metazoa; Chordata; Actinopteri; Perciformes; Serranidae
Product: aquaporin-4-like
Exons: 5
Coding region: 80-1057 (325 amino acids)
Biological process (GO): transmembrane transport
Cellular component (GO): plasma membrane; basolateral plasma membrane
Molecular function (GO): water channel activity
Source: RefSeq, a predicted model, not a curated record
ACUUCAGGGUCACAGCCAUUUCAACUUGUAGUUGUGAUGAAGGGGGAGAUGUGUCUGCUGGUUGAAUAACUCAGGACUUAUGAAUGAGAAUACAUCACACACAACGGGGACAGAGGGAGGGAGAGCACAUUAUUGCAUUGGGAGGUUCCUGUCCUGGUGUAACUGUCACAGCAUAAUGGUGGCAUUUAAAGGGAUCUGGACCAAGGACUUCUGGAGGGCUGUGUCUGGAGAAUACCUGGCCACUCUCAUCUUUGUCCUUCUCGGUCUGGGCUCCACCAUCAACUGGGCUGCCGGGGAGGAGAAACCUCCCCCAGCUGACCUAGUCCUUAUCUCCCUUUGCUUUGGCCUGAGCAUCGCCACCAUGGUGCAAUGUUUUGGCCACAUCAGCGGCGGACACAUUAACCCAGCGGUCACUGCAGCUAUGGUUGUGACGAGAAAGCUGAGCCUCGCAAAGGCUGUGUUCUAUGUGGUGGCUCAGUGCCUGGGCGGUAUUACAGGAGCUGGGAUCCUCUACCUAGUCACACCUGCUGCUGUCAGAGGGUCCUUCGGUGUCACUACAGUGAACUCCAACAUCUCAUUAGGACACGGCCUUCUUGUGGAGCUCCUUAUCACGUUUGAACUGGUCUUCACUGUCUUCGCCACCUGUGAUCCCAAACGCUCAGACCUAGGAGGCUCUGCUGGCCUUGCUAUCGGCUUUGCUGUAGCUAUUGGCCACUUAUUUGCGAUCCCUUAUACAGGAGCCAGCAUGAACCCUGCUCGAUCCUUUGCACCUGCGCUGGUCACACUUAACUUUGAGCAUCACUGGGUGUACUGGGUGGGACCAAUCCUGGGUGCCAUCCUGGCUGCUGGCCUGUAUGAGUACCUGUACUGCCCUGACCCUGAGAUGAAGAAGAAGCUGAAGCAGGUCUUCCAAAAGGACCCGUCAGGAAAAUACAGGGAGGUGGAGUCAGACGACGUCGCCAUCAAGCCUGGAUCCAUCCACACCAUCGAUGUGGAGAAAGCCGAGAAAAAGGAAGCUUUCCAGGACUCGACGGGGGAAGUGUUGUCCUCAGUAUGACUAUCACGUGCACUGGAAAAGGAGACCAAUCUGUAGCACAGAAUGACAAUCAAAACUUGGGGGUAUCCAUCUUAAGCUUGUCCCCCGCCCCUCUCCUCCAAAGCAGAAUAUGAUUUCUGUCCACGAGGCUUCCCACUAAGGCUGAAUUACUCUCAUUGUCAUAAAGCUAAUAUGAUGUUAUGGCUCAAUCCCACAAACAUCUACAACCUGUUCAAUACUCCUCCCGAGGCCCUCCCUCAACGAUUUUUGUAGCAGUGUUGGCAUGCGGCACACAUUGCAUGCUGCAGGAUGACAGCCCGCGAUACGUUGUGUUAGGGAAAUAUGUGUGGGGUCAACCAAUUAUGUGGGGUCAUCACGCUGAAUUGGAGAAGUGAAGAAGAAAACGCAGGCUUGUUAUUUUUGGAUUAGUGUCACAUUUGGUCCAUGUACUGUAUAUGUAAUAACAGGGGGAGAUUUUCCUUGCAAUCAUUAAGCACAUUACAGGUCCCAUGCAAUGUAAGGCAGCUCUGACAGGCUUUAUUAUCAGAGUUGUAUUACAGUGCUCUCUAUUUUCAGUGCAUUAGUCAGGGAAACAACCAGUUCAUUCAUCUGGAAACACUCUGUAAAAGUCUCUCUCCACUUUUAUUAUGUCCAGAAUGAUUUUAUUUUUUCUACUUUCUUGAAAAUGUCUAUUUUGUAGAUCUAGAUUUGGUUCUUGUAACACGUCUUAUUUCUCUGUAUGAUCUGCUGUAUUUCAUGCUCACGUUUUUAAGUUAUUGAGAAGAUAUGUGGCUGAUCUAUCUUUAUGAUUUUGUGUUCAAAUAUGUGUUUUAUGCUCACAAACUGGAAGUGCUAUAAUAUGUAAGAGAUAUUAAGUUGUAAUAAUAAAGUUUUGUAUUAC